Messenger RNA from Trichoderma atroviride IMI 206040, 774 nucleotides. RefSeq lists its product as uncharacterized. The record is from RefSeq and is a predicted model, not a curated record. Lineage: Eukaryota; Fungi; Ascomycota; Sordariomycetes; Hypocreales; Hypocreaceae.
AUGCAUCUCCCUCCCACUCCAACAAAAGCGCUUCUCAACAUCCGCCAAGAUCUCGUCCUUACACAAACCAUCAUCCGCCCAUUAACCACCUUCGUCACAACAAUCACCUUUGGCGCCACCGAGCCAGCGGCCGCUACAAGCACCGUCGCCGCUGUGCCCGUCCCCAUAUCGCACCACCAUGGCCUCUCAGGCGGCCAACUAGGCGCCAUACUGGGCUCUGUGGUCGGCGUCGUCGUUUUGGCCCUCAUUAUCGGUUUUUGCUAUGUUGGAAAGAAGAAGACUACUGUCGCGUAUGAAGAGGAGGAGAAAGUCAAGAAGAGGAAGCGAAGAAAUUCUCACAGCACUCGCAGCAGUACCCGCGGUGUAUAUCAAUAUGCAGAGGAGGACGUUUACUAUUAUACGGCUCCGAGAAAGAAGUCGUCCACCAAAAAGGGCAACGUCUCGAUCCAAACGCCAGCUCCAGCGGUUGUCUCAGAGAGGAUACCUGGAGGGCCCAAGUUCCCCAGCUAUCGCGCAAUCCCGAUAUCGAACCCAAGGAAUCCUCAAAUUCGGCGAACAGCAUAAAAGGCUGACUGACACGCAAGUCAGCUAUGAUCAAAAGCUCUCACUCGUCCAGGCGUAAACGCGAAUUGGGAGAGUAAUGAUAUGAUGAUGAAUAAAAUGAAUCACGAGUCUAUCGGAGCGAGGUGUCUGGCAUUGGAAAGGGCAAUGACGAGCCCAUUCUCAUGUAGUUAUAAUCGUAGUGAUAUUUUAUAAUGACUAAUGACUAACGAC